This is a messenger RNA of Ipomoea nil (Japanese morning glory), 2438 nucleotides long. Its product is annotated as serine/threonine-protein kinase CDG1-like. Gene Ontology annotation, biological process: protein phosphorylation. The transcript has 9 exons. The record is from RefSeq and is a predicted model, not a curated record. Lineage: Eukaryota; Viridiplantae; Streptophyta; Magnoliopsida; Solanales; Convolvulaceae. Gene Ontology annotation, molecular function: ATP binding; protein kinase activity. The coding region runs from base 250 to 2145 and encodes 631 amino acids.
GUAUAAUUUCUCCUCAAUCUAUCUUCCGAUGAUGUUCGGUUGUGUUCCCAAACAACGAAAAGGCACGCCCCCGAAGAAUCUGCAAUUGAGUCCCCACAACACACUGAUCAUCAACACUGCCCUUUGUCCCCUCUUUUACUGAGAGAGAGAAACAAAAAGCAAAAGAAAAAGAGCGAAAGAAAAAGCAUUCCUUUUUCAGAAAGAGUGAAAGAAGUGAAGGGCGGGGACGGCGGGGUUCCUUCAGCCGCAAUGAGGCUCACCGGAGACGAUAAUGGUGGUGGUGGGGAAGGAGCUUUGACGGUGGUCGGGGUGAAAAUGGAUGGCCGGAGUAAAGAGUUGUUGACUUGGGCUCUGGUUAAAAUCGCUCGGCCUGGCGAUCGCGUCGUUGCUCUUCACGUUCUCAAUCUCAAUACAGAAGAUAAAGGGGAGUUGCUUUCGUUGGUGAAGACGUUUGAUUCAGUGCUGGCAGAUUACGAAGGCUUCUGCAACUUAAAGCAGGUUGAUUUGAAGUUCAAGGUUUGUAGAGGAUCACCGGUGCGUAAGAUCCUAGUCCGGGAAGCGAAAACUUAUCGAGCUGCAAAUUUGGUUGUUGGUACUUCAUCCACCCACCAUACUAUCCGGUCUUCGGUUUCAGUUGCAAAGUAUUGUGCCAGGAAUGUCGAGAGGAGCGUCUCGGUUAUUGCUGUUAAUGACGGGAAAAUUGCCUUCCAAAGGGGAGCAUCGGAUUUGACUGGCCAAACGUGUCACGUUGAUGUUCCCGGAACAGCACAAAGUAGUGGUGGCGGUAAUGAGAGUAACCCUCUAGCUUUGGUGCCCGUCGAGUCUAUGGACCCGCCUGAAUCAAAGCCGGGAAUGGGAUGGUCGUUGCUUAGAAGAGUGCAUCUUCAAAACGGGAAGAAGUCUGGAAAAUCUGCAAAAAUGUCGUCUUUAGUGCAACGGGUUCUAACUUUGCAAAGUAGGCAAUCUUUUGCAGCUAUCUACCCUAGAACGGAUGAAAAGAACGAUGAAAUUGCAUCUCUUUCCGUUCCUAAGGAGCUCGAGGAUCUUUCGAAAAAGUAUGCAUCCGUCUGCAAAUUGUUCAGCUACCGGGAACUUUUGACAGCAACGUCUAAUUUCACAUCUGAGAAUAUAAUUGGAAAAGGCGGGAGCAGUAUGGUUUACAAAGGGAGCCUUCCCGAUGGCAAGGAAGUAGCGGUGAAAACGCUUAAGCCAUCACAAACUAUGGUGACCCAAUUUUGCUCAGAAAUCGAGAUUCUUACAACUUUGCAUCACAAAAACAUUAUAUCGCUUCUGGGGUUCUGCUUCGGAGACAGCAAUCUUUUGUUGGUUUAUAAUCUGUUAUCCCGAGGAAGCCUCGAAGACAAUCUCCAUGGUACCCCAAAUGUCGGGAAUACAUUUGGUUGGAGCGAUAGGUACAAGGUUGCUUUGGGCAUUGCUGAGGCGUUGGAUCAUCUGCACAGUUCAGCUGAUGAACCUAUUAUACACAGGGACGUUAAAUCUUCGAAUAUUCUUCUUUCUGACGAUUUUGAGCCACAGCUGUCUGAUUUUGGACUCACAACAAUGGCUUCAAGUUUAUCGUGUCACCUAGAAAGCAUUGAUGUUGCUGGAACAUUCGGCUACUUGGCUCCGGAAUAUCUUACCCAUGGAAAAAUAAACGAAAAAAUUGAUGUGUAUGCAUUUGGUAUUGUGCUGCUCGAGCUUUUAUCUGGUAGGAAGCCAAUUGAUAAUCGGAAUGCCAAUGCACAGAAAAGCUUGGUUUUGUGGGCGGAGGAAAUAUUGAGGGGCGGGAAAGCUACAGCGUUGCUAGAUGAAAGGUUGGUUGAGGCAUACGACCAUGAUGAGUUCGAGAGGGUAGUCUUGGCAGCAAAACUUUGCAUCAACCAUGACCCGAGAUUUCGCCCUGAAAUAAACAUUGUGGUUAGACUUCUCGAAGGCGAAGCGGAUGCAAUUGAUUUGGCGAGGCAAGAUGUGGAUGGGUCGGAGGAAUUGGAUAGUGAAAAAUGCGGAAUUAACAUCCAAUCGUUGAUUAAUCUUGCAUUGUUGAAUUUGGAAGAUGAUUCACCUGCAAGUAGCAGUAAUGGUCAAAACAUCUCAGUGGAGGAUUAUUUGCAGGGGAGAUGGAGUUGUUCCUCAAGCUAUGAUUAGGCUUUCUAACCAACAUUUUGGUCUGCAGACAAGCUAACAGUGUUGUUUUAUAUGUAAAUCCCCCUUCCCCUCCCAUGUAGUUUCUUGGUUUGGUUUUCUUGUAAUUAUGGAUGGGUAUGCAAAGCUGCCUCAUCCUUGCUUGAUUUGUUCUUAGUUAAGUUCCUACCAGAGUGUGUAUAAUCAACAUUCAUGUUUGUAAUCAUGCUGAAGAUGAGAUGUAAUGGCAAAUUAUACCAUGACCAGAGUUUAUCUUGCAUUGUAGAACCUGGUCCAAAAAUAACUUUCAGAAUCUA